Messenger RNA from Synchiropus splendidus (mandarinfish), 1201 nucleotides. RefSeq names its product myosin light chain, phosphorylatable, fast skeletal muscle a (gene mylpfa). The transcript is spliced from 7 exons. The record is from RefSeq and is a predicted model, not a curated record. Gene Ontology annotation, cellular component: cytoplasm. Gene Ontology annotation, molecular function: calcium ion binding. Lineage: Eukaryota; Metazoa; Chordata; Actinopteri; Syngnathiformes; Callionymidae. Bases 76 to 588 code for a protein of 170 amino acids. Gene Ontology annotation, biological process: skeletal muscle tissue development.
GUGUGAAGGCAGACCGCGGCUUCACACUGUCUUCUCUGUCUUGAUCCUGCGAAACCUCAACCAGACCGUCUCCAGAUGGCACCAAAGAAGGCCAAGAGGAGAGCAGCGGCCGGAGAUGGCGGCUCCUCCAACGUGUUCUCCAUGUUUGAGCAGAGCCAGAUUCAGGAGUACAAGGAGGCUUUCACAAUCAUCGACCAGAACAGAGACGGAAUCAUCAGCAAAGACGACCUGAGGGACGUGCUGGCCUCCAUGGGUCAGCUGAACGUGAAGAAUGAGGAGCUGGAAGCCAUGAUCAAGGAGGCCAGCGGCCCCAUCAACUUCACCGUCUUCCUCACCAUGUUCGGCGAGAAGCUGAAGGGCGCCGACCCAGAGGACGUUAUUCUCAGCGCCUUCAAGGUUCUGGACCCAGAGGGUACCGGAUCCAUCAAGAAGGAAUUCCUGCAGGAGCUCCUGACCACUCAGUGCGACAGGUUCACCCCAGAGGAGAUCAAGAACAUGUGGGCCGCCUUCCCCCCAGAUGUUGCUGGCAACGUGGACUACAAGAACAUCUGCUACGUCAUCACACACGGAGAGGAGAAGGAGGAGUAAAGAGACCCGAAGACAAGAAGCAGAAAAGACAGAAAUCCCUUUCACCGUCCUCCCGGUCCCUCCUCAUCCUCCCUCGGCUCGCUCCGUGUAAACCCAUGACGUCCGGCCGCUCGUCCCGUCGCCUCCACGCCAGAGGUCGGCGGCAGCAGCGUCUCGCGUCUAUGUUUGCUAUUGGGGAAUAGGGAUAGCUUUUUCAAUAAACCAACUCUGACAUCAAAACCACUUUUCUUCCAACACCCUCUCUCUCUUCGUGGCCGUCUUCUGUCCUCCGACACCGACGCCUGCUCGGUGGGGACUUCAUUCCAAAUUCUGAAGACGUCCCCUCGAGUAGCGGCGGAGGGAGGUAGUGGAGGUCGCAGGUUAGGAAGGGAAACAUUGGCCUCCUUAAAGUGACGGCAGCGUUUUCUCUAGGAAAAGUUGAAACACGACAAAGGCCCGAAGGGGAGGAGCGAAAGCGCCGAAAGAAAACAUGCAGGUCUUCGAUUCUUUCCCUCCUCCCUUCCUCACGCACACUCCUGUUUUCCCAUAAGCCUCCACAGCGACCGGACGCUUCUACGCCUCUCCUCUGUAACCAAUAAAAGGGACAAACUGUGAAUAAAAUCUCUUUCUUUUG